AUGGCUCUGGGUGACAUCUUCUCGCUUUUAUUCACUACUGCACUGUUCGUCGGGACUAUCGUCGGUGUGGUCAUUGCCUUUCAAAAGAUCUCGAACGCCAUAGACAACACCAAAGCACAGCUGAAGGAUAAAGGCUGGCAUAUCUCAGAAUCUGGUGUGUCUGUCAAGACGGAUAAGCGGAUGGUGACGCAGGAGGAUCAAGUCGAUGCGGCUCAACGUGGUAUGUUCAAGGCGAUGAACGCGGCUUCCUUCCGCAAGGGCGCAGGCGGCGACGUCACAAGCCCCGAGUCCUCGCCACAACUCGGUGUGCCUCAAGCCAACCGCUCGCUCUCGCGCAGCAGCUCGCGUUCAAGCCUGGGUGGAGACGGCAUUGAGGAAAAGAAAAGCCGUCACCGUUUCCGCCGCAACAAAGAUUCCGUGACUUCGUGA
Messenger RNA from Peniophora sp. CBMAI 1063, 429 nucleotides. The record is from the annotation of a GenBank genome assembly. NCBI's taxonomy places the organism in Eukaryota, Fungi, Basidiomycota, Agaricomycetes, Russulales, Peniophoraceae.